CAGAUGAACCAGCUCUUCCUCCUGACAUUCGCAGUCGUCUAAAGGAAGCUUGCUUGUCGCUGGGCUAUUAAAGGCAAGCAGCUAUUAGGCGAUUUGAAAAAGAGGUCGAACAUCAUGGUGCGAGAUUUCCGACCGAAGGACAAGGGCUCCAAGCCUAAUCGCUUCAAGAAGCAGCAAUCUGCAGGUAGUGGGGCUGCAGGCAAUGGGGCUACAGGCAACAGGGCUGCAGGCAAUAUGGAUGCAGACACUUUCAAGAAGACGAGUCAAGGAGGCUUCAAGAAGCCGAGGCCUUCCUUUGAUAACAACAAGGCCAAGCCGUCAUUCUCGAAAGAUGGGAGUCCCGGUAGGAGACCAUUCAAGAAAAAUGAUACCCCUGGUUUCUCGGACCGAAACAGCCUUGCGAAUAAUUCUGUCUCCGACUCGUCGCCUUUUUACGCGCUCGCAUCCAAGGCCGGCGAAAAAGUGAAGGGAAAUAUGAUCUUCACAGCACAGCCGUUGUGGAUGCCUAUGCUGCUCGAACCUCUACCCAGCCAAGCAAGCUCGGCGCCUUCCUCUUCGCAAAAAGGCCAAGCCACGCCUGCCCUUUCGGAAGCCGAUAUCUCUGCAAUGUACGCUCGUGGUGAGCGCGUCCUGCACGAAGAUAAUGCUCGCUACUCGUCCUUGCUCUAUGGAACAGGAGGAGAUGGUCACAGCGGCAAGCAGGCUGCGAACUUGGGGUCCCUCGGUACGCUCUCCGCAUCCGAUGCUCGUUUCAUUGCUUCCUUGCUCUCCUCCGCAGGCGGUGGCGAGUCUGGCGGAUCAGCUGCAACGCUCUCGGAUCGCGUAUCGGCUUUGACACUUCUCGCGCAGUCUAGCCCUUUGCACAAUCUCGCUGCUCUCGAUCGUCUGUUUGGAAUGUGCAAGAAGAAGAGCAGGCAGGAGAGCGGUCGCGCAACCCGGGCUUUAGCUGACUGGCUCGCAUCUCCUGGAGGUCUGGGACCUGCCCUUGGCAAGGGAGGCCGCAAGCUGCGCUACUUCCGAGACCAACCGCUCCUGCCUAGAGUUGUCGCUGCUUCUCGUCCACCUGCAGGAGUCGAUGGGGGCAAAGCAGAGCGGAGCAUCGAUCAGCACUUGGGUCUCUUUGUCUUCGAAGACUACCUCAAAAAGUUCUACUUUCACUUCUUGCAGCUCUUGGAAGCUCAAUCGCACGACACUCUGCCCUUUGUGCGAACCGCAUCCGUCUCGCAGAUGUUUCACCUUCUGCGUGACCAGAGUGAACAAGAGCAGAACUUGCUCAGGCUGCUCGUCAAUAAGCUUGGCGACAACGAGAAAAGCGUCGCCAGUCGCGCCAGUGGACACCUCCUCGAGCUGCUCAACGUGCAUCCUGCCAUGAAAGCUAUUGUCGCAAGGGAGGUUGCACAAAUCAUUUUCCAGGCCUCAGCAGGCAAACCACAGCUCCCACAUACACCAGAAGCCAAAGGCAAGGGAAAGGCGGCUUCGGCUGGCGCUGAUGCUGUCGCGAACUCGAAAGUCAAUCUCCAUGCUCGAUACUAUGGUGUUCUGACGCUCAACCAAACCAUGCUGACAAGCAAGGACAAAGAUGUUGCAAACAUGCUCGUAGAGCUGUACUUUGACUUAUUCGAGGGCCUUCUCGAGCAGCAAGCUCACGUUGAUAAGGAUGAGCGGCGCAAAGUUGGAGGCGAUGGUGAGGCUGAUGGCGCUGCUGAGGCAGCCGACGGAGGUCAAUCUGCGAAGGAGAAGAGGCCGCGGUGGAAGGACAGCAAGAAGUUUGGAAAAGGUGGGAAAGGCUCGCAGCCCCUGAAGAAGAACACUAUGGGCGUCGAUGAAGCGCAUUCCAAGAUGGUCGCCGCGAUCUUGGCCGGGGUUCGCAGAGCAUUCCCUUUCGCAAGGCUAGGCAGUGAUAUCUUCGAUAAACACAUGGCAACACUAUUCCGCGUCACACACACCGGGUCGUUCAACAUCUCGAUUCAAGCUCUUCAACUCAUCUUUCAAGUGGCAGUCUCAGCCACCCCACCCGGUGAGCGAGCGGACACAGACAUCCGUGUCUCUGCCAUUUCGUCUCUCGGGGAUCGCUUCUAUCGCACGCUCUACGAUUCGCUUCUGGACGCGCGCCUUGCGACGUCUUCCAAGCAGGCCAUGUACCUCAAUCUGCUGUUCAAGGCGCUCAAAGCGGAUGAAGAUCCUGAUCGCAAGAAGGCGUUCAUCAAGCGCAUCUGCCAGGUGCUCUGCAUGCACGAUCCGUCCUUUGUUUGCGGCGCGCUUUUCCUCCUUGGAGAGCUCUUCAAAAUCAACCCUGGCUUCAAGGGCAUGCUGGACGACCCGGAGGAAGACGACGAGGAGCAUUUCGUAGAUGUCAAGGACGACGACGAAGAGGAACAGGAUGACGAAGCAGGGCAAGGCAAGCAGGAGGGCUCCGCGCUGGCAAUCACGGCAAAUGGAAUCAGCCGCGUCGCGUACGACGGCAGGAAGCGAGACCCGAGAUUCGCAGGUGCACAGAUCACUUGCUUGUGGGACAUCCUUCCUUUGACCCAACACUUCCACCCUUCGGUUGCAUUGAAUGCCCUUCAAUUGCUACAGUCGCAAGACGUGACGUCGAAUGCGGAUCUGUCCCUGAAUACCCUCUCCCACUUCCUCGACCGCUUCGUCUACCGCAAUCCCAAAAAGACUCCUGUCAGCUACAAAGGCACAAGUAUCAUGCAACCAGCGGAGGCUGCUUCUGGUCGCGGCGUUGCUGGCCUCGAAACGGGUGUGAUCAACAUCCGAGGCAAAGGUUUGGCUGCUGGUGAAUUUGUUAAUAGCGAGAAGUUCUGGAAAAAGGAGAAGGACAACGUCCCCGUCGAUCAGCUGUUCUUCCACCAAUUCUUCAACCAAAAAGCCCAACGCGAAGGCAGGGAGAGCGGGAAAGGCGGUGAAAACGCAAACGAGGGUGACGACAUGGAGAGCGAAUCUGAAGGCGAACACACGGCACCAGCGGAGAAUUACAACGAGAGCGAUCGGUCCGCAGCAGACGCUCCGGACGGAGUUGAUGCCGGUAUGUCGGACACCGACUCGGAUGAGGCAGAAAUUUGGGAAGCGAUGAAAGCAUCGAUGCCAGGCCGAGGUGACAUGGACGAUGACAUGGGCAUCUCCGACGAAGAAGAUGAGGACGACGAUGAUCUCGCUGCCUAUGAUUACAGUGAUAGUGAGGAGGACGAGGAAAGCGGCGAGCCGCAAGUCGUGGAGGGCUUCGAGGAUGCCAUGGAAGGGACAAGCAAAGAGGAUGAUACGGAGAGCACGAGUGAAGCAGAAGAUGACGAGGACACGCUGGCAGACGAUCGAGAACCUCAAGACUUUGGCAAUAUCCUCGACAAUGAUUCCGACGGAGAUGAAGGCAUCUUCGAAGAGGACGAAGACGACCUGCUCCCCUUCGCCGACUUUGACGACAUCGAAGCGGAGUCCAAGGGCAAGGCGACGAAGCGUGGAGCAGAGGAUGAAGGGGAGGCUGAAGAGAACGAGAAGGAAAUGCUCAGCAAGGGGCAGAAGAAGCGGGCGCUCAAGAAGCAAAGGAAGGAGAUGCCGGUCUUUGCCAGCGCGGACGACUAUGCGCACAUGCUAGGGUCUGACGACGAGAGUGACAUGUGACCGCAUUACACAACUGUGCAUCGCACCUAGCGCGUUGCAGUCAUAGGCUUGGAUGACUGCCAUGAGAUGCAGCCCUUCAUACUGGCUUCUACUUCCCAUAUGUAUAUUCUUUUAGGGAGAGUAGCGACUCUCGGUUCGAAUUGAAUACUCUGGUUGCUGGG
Molecule: messenger RNA, 3782 nt
Organism: Tilletiaria anomala UBC 951
Lineage: Eukaryota; Fungi; Basidiomycota; Exobasidiomycetes; Georgefischeriales; Tilletiariaceae
Product: CBF-domain-containing protein
Exons: 3
Coding region: 115-3621 (1168 amino acids)
Cellular component (GO): nucleus
Source: RefSeq, a predicted model, not a curated record